AUGUCAAUAUCAAUGAUCAGAUCGCUACAGCGUGCAAGCAGAGUGCCCGCGCAGUCUCUGGCUCGCAUGAGCUUUUCGACUACGCCCACCAGAGCCUACGAUGAUGAGCGUGGCGGCUAUGGCGGUGAUCGUGGAGGCUAUGGUGGCAACCAGUCUCGUGGAGGCUAUGGCGAUCGUGAGGGUCGCGGCGGCGGCGGCCGAUCUGGUUAUGGCGACCGUCAAGGCGGCGGCGGAGGCUCCUACUCCGAUCGACGUGGAGGCGGCGGCUACGGCAGCCGACCCCAGCGUCGUGCGCCUCAGGGCACUCCCUCAGAUACCAGAGUCUUUGUUGCCGGUCUGCCCUGGACCGUCAGAGACAACGACCUCGCUGGCUUCUUCGAGGAGUUCAACCCGACAGACGUCACCGUCGUCAUGGAUCGCAUCGACCCGAGCCGCUCGAAAGGCUUCGGUUUCUUGCGCGUCGCCGACAAGAGCACCCAAGAAGCCCUCAUCGCCAAAUUCAAUGGCGCCGAGAUGGACGGCCGAACACUCGUCGUCAAUGCUGGCUUCGACCGCACUGAACAACCCCGUUCGGAUCCCGAGUACUGA
Molecule: messenger RNA, 588 nt
Organism: Mixia osmundae IAM 14324
Lineage: Eukaryota; Fungi; Basidiomycota; Mixiomycetes; Mixiales; Mixiaceae
Exons: 3
Coding region: 1-588 (195 amino acids)
Cellular component (GO): cytosol
Molecular function (GO): mRNA binding
Source: RefSeq, a predicted model, not a curated record